Molecule: messenger RNA, 2472 nt
Organism: Oryza brachyantha (malo sina)
Lineage: Eukaryota; Viridiplantae; Streptophyta; Magnoliopsida; Poales; Poaceae
Product: protein GLUTELIN PRECURSOR ACCUMULATION 3
Exons: 17
Coding region: 161-1648 (495 amino acids)
Molecular function (GO): protein binding
Source: RefSeq, a predicted model, not a curated record
UACGUCGUUAGACGGAUACGAGUUGUCAGCUCACCGCCGAGAGGAAUCCCCAAUUCCAACCGGCGGGGGUGCUGCCGCCGUGCUGCUCACCGCCGAGGCGCGCCGCCGUGGACUCGGAACGCGAGACUCCGGGAGCGAGAAGAAGAAGAAGAAGAGAGCAAUGACGCCGAAGCAGAUGCACUGGGCGAGGGCCGACGCCUCCGACUUCGGAGGCGAAAUCCCCGCCCCUCGCAGCGGGCACACGGCGGUGAGCAUCGGAAAGUCCAAGGUGGUCAUCUUCGGCGGAUUCGCCGACAAGCGCUUCCUCUCCGACGUCGCCGUCUAUGACGUUGAGAAUAGGCUAUGGUACACGCCUGAAUGCACUGGGAAUGGCUCGGAUGGGCAGCUAGGCCCCAGUCCAAGGGCCUUCCAUGUAGCUGUCGUCAUUGACUGUAACAUGUUCAUCUUCGGCGGUCGUUCAGGCGGCAAGAGGUUAGGUGAUUUUUGGAUGCUUGAUACCGACAUAUGGCAGUGGUCAGAGCUAACCGGCUUUGGUGAUCUGCCAUCACCUCGGGAGUUUGCUGCUGCUUCAGCCAUAGGAAACAGAAAGAUUGUUAUGUAUGGUGGUUGGGAUGGCAAAAAAUGGUUGGCAGAUGUAUACAUCAUGGACACAAUGUCACUCGAGUGGACAGAAUUAUCAGUUACUGGAUCAGUGCCACCUCCAAGAUGUGGACAUUCUGCCACAAUGAUUGAGAAGAGGUUGCUUAUAUUUGGUGGCAGGGGUGGAGCUGGGCCCAUAAUGAGUGAUUUAUGGGCUUUAAAAGGUGUCACUGAAGAAGACAAUGAGACACCAGGUUGGACACAACUGAAGCUCCCAGGACAACCUCCAGCUCCACGCUGUGGUCACUCAGUAACAUCUGGUGGACCUUAUCUCUUGCUGUUUGGAGGACAUGGAACUGGUGGUUGGCUAAGUAGAUAUGAUGUGUACUACAAUGAUUGUAUUAUUUUAGACAGGGUCUCUGUUCAAUGGAAGCGUUUAUCAACAAGUAACGAGCCACCCCCUCCUCGAGCAUAUCAUUCUAUGACUUGCAUAGGGUCUCGAUUUCUUUUAUUUGGUGGCUUUGACGGGAAAAAUACAUUCGGGGAUUUGUGGUGGCUUGUUCCUGAAGAUGAUCCUAUUGCGAAACGAGACUUGGUUCCUAAUGUCGAUUCAGACAGCAAACCUAGCAAUGUGAUUGGUGGCGCUGAACAUUCCGCAUCACAGGAAUCACAAGCUGGGGAAUCUCCAUUGACUGACUUGGCAAAACGAUUGGGAAUUCCACUUUCUUUGGAUGCUUCAGCAAGUUUUGUUGAUGAGAUCAAUGACAAAGAACUAAUUGAAUUAUCAUCUAUGCUUUUUGUUGAAUCACCCCCCACUGCUGACCAGCAUGGAUGCAUUCAGGCGCUUCGUGAUCAUUGGUCAAGUAUUCAAGCAAACUCAAUGCAGCUCCAGGAACUAGGCCCUUUACUGAGGGACUAUCAACGUCUUAUUCUCCGCCGCUAUCUGGAAAGUCCAUCUUCCUGUGAGAGGGAAGCUCACCGCUUUUUCCAUUUGAAAACUGCUUCUGAGCUAAGGAUGGAUGACAUCCCCAUCUUGUUGAUGGAGUAUAGAAAGCUGAUUUCUACUUGAGGCUGGGAUAGCAUCUGAAUUUUGACUCUCUACUUGCUCUGUUGCGCAUCAUCUUCAUCGACAUGUGUUGGAUGACAUACUCAUCUUGUUGAGCUCAUCUGUUGACGAGUACAUUCAUAUCAGCAGGGAACAUCUGAGGAAGGCAAGGAAACAUAGCAGCAUACAUGCCAUGAUUUCAUGAUCUUCAGAACUUGGUCAGAGCUUUGCUCCCUGCUCAAAAUCGUUUACAACAUAGGCAUGCCUAAGUUACCACACUUUCGAGGAUUAUUUAUUUGAAGAGAGGGUCAACAAUAUCUAUAGAAUCAUGUCAAGAAAGUGAGAAACCUACAUGAUACAACUUCCUAAAGAAAUCGAAAGCGACAACUCCUGGGUGGCAGAUUCCGAGAAGCUGGCAGCAGGAAGGCACUUCACGUUUGGUCACCUUGAUGUGUAUCCUUUUCCUUCCUUUGUUCACCAAAUAAUUGUACAUUAAUUAGUGAUGUCGAUUGUCAUAUCGAUUUUGUUAAAAUUAAUUUGAUACGGGAGUAGUGGCGGCCAUCUGGGCGACGCACAUGUAUUGAACUUGGACACCCAUGAUGCAUGCGUUGUUGGAUGGGGGCAACGGCGACUUCACGUGGUGCGGACUGCGGAGAUAGCUUGGGGACUUCUGGAGUUUGGAGGACAAAAAUUCCAACUAAACGGUUUGUUUGAAAAAUCAGGGGACACAUGGUUUUACUAGACUCAUCACAUGUUUUCAGUUGCCACUUGUCGUGUUUCGUCAUAAUUUUCGAAGAAGAAACACCUCAAAAAUGAUUAUGUAAAUAUUGUUUUUUCUUUACUUUUGU